Mugil cephalus (flathead mullet) is the source of this 13804-nucleotide messenger RNA. RefSeq names its product SZT2 subunit of KICSTOR complex (gene szt2). Gene Ontology annotation, cellular component: peroxisome. Lineage: Eukaryota; Metazoa; Chordata; Actinopteri; Mugiliformes; Mugilidae. The transcript has 76 exons. The record is from RefSeq and is a predicted model, not a curated record. Bases 144 to 11387 code for a protein of 3747 amino acids.
GCUGAUACUGCUCUGCCAAUACCUGAUCACUGGACAGAGCAGAUGAUAAACAACUAUUACAAGACGCUCUUUCCAUAAACCAAAGUGGAUAUUCGCAGGCUGAGGCUCGCCGACAUCCCCGCAGUCCCUAUGCCAGACAAGGCAUGGCAGAGAGACAGGACAAUGAGGUGGAGGAGGCCGACCAGAUCUAUUUGCUCAUGAAGGAGGACUAUCGGAUCUCUAGGAAUGUGCGUCUGGCAUGGUUCCUCGGGAAACUCAACCAAGUCAUCUGGCCGGCCUCAAAGCCCGAAGUGUUGAACUCAGAAAACGAACUGGACUUGCUGAGCAUUUUACCUAAAGGAUGGCAGUCGGAUUUCUCCCCCGCCUCGUACCCCUGCAUACUGAUGCCGUCCACUCGGGCCACCUUCCUGGCCCGGAGGUACCGCUUCAUCAUCGAGCUGGACCUCAGCCCCUCCACAGGGAUUGUGGAUGACAGCACAGGAGAGAUGAUCUUUGACGAGGUGUUCCACGCCUUGUCGAGGUGUCUGGCUGGCCUGGCUCAACCGUUUAAAGUCCCGGGGACCGAUCAGCCGUUCAAGCCUAAGAUCUUCAUCACCAUCUUGGCUUACUCGUCAAUUAUUGGCCUCAGUUCACAUCAGGUUUUGGUGCAAGGGUGCCAGCUUGACAGAACGGACCUCGAUGAGUUCCUGCAUCACAUCUAUCAGCAGCUCAGAGCGGUGGAGAGCAACAUUGCAGAAGUCUUGCAUCAGCAGCAUGAACAGUCUGUGGAUCCGGCACAAACCUCAAAUCACCACAACAACAACCUGGAUGACCAGCCCUAUCGGAAUCAAGGCAUUUCCAUGGUGUCUGCUGACAUGGGUCUGGUCAGCAUGGUACGCCAGGGCAUCUUGGCCCUUCAGCUGCUGCCCCCAAACUCCAGUGCAGGUAUCAUUAUAAUCACAGAUGGAGUGACGAGUGUUCCUGACGUAGCCGUGUGUGAAACCCUGCUGAACCAGCUCCGAAGCGGAACCAUCGCCUGCUCCUUUGUGCAGGUGGGCGGCGCAUACUCCUAUGACUGCAGCUUUGGCUACAUCCCCAAUGUGGAGCUGAUGAAGUUCAUCUCAUUAGCCACGUUUGGCUCGUACCUGCCCAGCUGUCCUGACGUGGACCUGAACAGCCAGGAGAUGAACGCUUACCACAAGGCCUUCCUGACCUACUCAUUUCUCAAGACCCCAGAGUCCAUGAACUCCGAGUACUUCUGCGUCUCUCAACACAAAUUGUUCAAUGAGCACCUGGUGUCGGCCAGCGGUAACCCUGCCCUUGUCAUGAGGAGGAAGAAGCACACGGAGAAAGAAGUCCAUGCUCAUUUAAUCAGCGUGGUGUCGGUGCGACUGAGAGAGGGCUACACCAUCAGAGAGAUCAGCCUCACCAAAGGUGGGACGCAGCUGGAAGUGAAGCUGGUCCUGCUGUGGAAGCACAACAUGCACAUCGAGUACCUAGCAGCUGCCUCCUGGCCAUUGGACCCUUCCAAGAGAACCACUAGGGUUGAGGUGACGAUGGAGGGAAGCUACGACAUCCUGCACGAUAUCAGCUGCACCCAGAGGAAGCCCAUCACCAGCCCGUACCGCACCUCCGUCAUCCGCCGCUUCUGGAACACCCUUCAGAGCAUCAACCAGACCGAUCAAAUGUUGGUGCAUCUUCAGUCAUUUAACUCGAUUCCUGAGAACUACAUGAUUCCUGAGAGCACCAAAAAUGGAGUUCCCCUGUUCUACAUUCCUCCUGGCUCUACCACUCCGGUCCUGUCUUUGCAGCACAGUGGAUCCAAAGACUCCUCUCAGUCCCAGUUUGCUUCGUACUGGAAGCCCAUCCUGUCCAUGGAUGCCAACUUCUGGCAGAGAUGGCUGCACAUGCACCGCAUCGCCAUCAUCCUUGAACAUGACAUGCCUGUCCCCAAACAUCUGCAUACAGCUGGAAACAACGGGCGUUAUAGCACCAUCCAGUGUCGCAUCUCCCACUCUGCCCUCACCUCACUGCUGAGAGACUGCAGCAGCUUUGUGCUGGUGGAGGGUUACUCGUAUGUUAAACUUAUAUACAGUUCGUCCGACCAACCUCCCACCUCCUUCUACCUGGUUCGCCUCAUCUCCAAGACACCCUGCAUGGUGCUGCGCCUGGGCUUCCCUAUUGGCACACCAGCCCAUGUUAGAAACAAGAUUGUGGAUGAGCUGCGAGAGCAGAUCCUCAAGCUUCGGUUCCCUCAUCGCGUUCAGAGCAAAGAGGCCACGCCCAAAACCAAGAGGAGGAGUGUUGGCCACCCAUCUCCAUCCAAAUCUCCCUCCAUCCCCGCUCCAAAGCCCGCGCUGUCAGACAGACCGUGUGUGGUGGUGCUCAAUAAGCCUCUGGAGAAGCUGCUCAUCAGGUACGAGAAGCUGCCGCUGGACUUCAGGACUCCCUUCAUUUUCAACAUGGAGAACUUUCCACCGCCUUCCAACAGUGCUAUGCCCCUCAGCAUGGCAGCCAACAGGACGGCGUCCUCCACCCUGGCCUCUCUAUCGCGUUACUUCCUACACCAGCGGUGGGUGUGGGCCGUGCAGAGCAGCCAAGGACCAGCCGUGGCCAUGCAGGCCGUGGCUCACAUCCUGUCCAUGCUCUCCGAGAUUCGAAUAUCCGAGGGUUUUCACUUUGCCGCCAGUGGCGAGGGAAUCAUAAACAUGGUGAUCGAGCUGCCGAUGAAGGGGAUGUCAACUGACACAGACAGAGAGAGUCAUUCUUGUAUUGUUCAGUACAUCCUGUUUCCACCUCACUGUACCUCGACUAAAGACAGCUUCUCUACUGACGAUGACAAUGACACAGAGGUGGAGGCUGUGGACCUGGAAACGGAGCUAAACCUCGUGACAGAAUGCUGGGUCGAACCGCAAAGUGGCGCCGUGAUGAACUGCCUGGACCAGCAUCGACACUUCCAGGGCCUCAAGUACCAGGAGAUCCCUCAAGCGAUCUUCCCAAGGGAUCUGGUCUGCAUGUCCACCAUGAUGACCUUUGAGUAUUUGUGUCAACUCUGUGAAAAUAAGGAUCAGGUCUGCUUGCUGCCGACUGGACUCAAGGAUGCGAGAGGAGAAGCAAUGUCCUCUGAGGAGAGCAUCCACAUGGUUCCUUUCCAGUUUGACCUCAUUCAGCUCCUCCCAAAAUGCCAGCAGGUUGAACUCUUCUUCUUCACGUUCAGUACAGCUUCUGAUAAUGAGGAGCAGCUUCACAGUUCGUCCUGUCUGCCCAAUGAGCUCCUGCUCAACCUCUUCCACAGCAGCCUGGAGCACGAGCUCAGCGACAGAGAGAUCCCUUUAGCCGACAGCGACCACGUCGCCUUCAUGCACCACAUCCUGGAACGAGAACGAGACGGCCACGUCGCUCCUUUCACUUUACCCGUCAUUAAAGAGGAGUGCGGGAAGCCUCCUGACAGGCAAGACACCAUGACGUCGUUCCACACCACUGGCAGCAGCAAAGAGGUGAUGGGAUCUACUAGCACUUUACAGAGUUUCAGUAAUGCCGACCUUGUAGAUGAAGAGGCCUCGCUGCUGGAGAGGAGCUGCUCUACACCGCAGUGGAGGUGCUAUGCCAAGUACAUCAGCUCCCAGCAGAUCCUCCUCACGUUCCUUCCUGCUACCUUCACAGACGUUCUGAUGUUGAUGGCGUCGGGACUGGAGACGGAGCCCAGGAGUAACGUGAGCACGCAGGAGGAUGACACUCUGACACCCAGCAACAAAUCUCAGGCCGACUCCCUCUCUGGCUCCACCGGUGGACUGGAGAGGUCCGAGUCCGGCCUCAGCCUGGCCAGUAAACUGAGGAGGAGCUCCAGCAGUGGACUCCUCACCGCCAGGUCCCCUGUACUCUCACCUUCAUCCGAUGGCCACGCUGGGGCUGUCGACUCCCAGAACUUGGACCAGGACAGCUGGGACAGCCGAGUGUCGGAGACGGAAACUGGGACAUCGGGCUCAGAUCUGGGAGGCAAAGAGGGAGUCCAGUUCUCAGAACCCCACAAGGCGGAUUUCCACAUCAGCUUCAGCAGGCAGGUUUCACAGCAGAGCACUGGGGACGGGGGCCAGUUAAAGUGUCCCGUCUACGUCUACAACUGCUCUCUGGAGCAUCUGAAGGAACAACUGGUGCACCCCAACUCCAGCCGCCAGCCCAGGGACGUCUUCUUCAGAGUUCAAGAUGCAGAAUCCUUGGAGAUGUAUCAGCAGACGAAGUUCAGGUCACUGUCUCAAGACCGCAGCAGUCCGUCCCCUUGGACUGACCUCUUGGCUCAACCACACAAACACAAAGAACUGGCCAACUACUGCAGUCUGUUGCAAGAACAUUACCACCAGAGCUAUGUCAAAGGUGUUUACCGCAGCCUGCAACAGUCGUACAACAUCAGCUCCCAGGACGUCCUGAUGGCCAUGGACUACUGUGAGGAAUCCCUUCAGGAGAUCGACAUCACCUCCUUCAUGCAGACCCUCUGUGGACACAUCAGGGUCUUCAGGGAGCACGGUAAAGCGCCAGCUUGGGCAGGGAAUUCAAAACCGUCCAGGAGCCCUGCCACCUUUAUCAUCGGAGAGGUUGAAGAGGAGCAGUCGGAUGACAGAGCUGCGGGGGCCUCCUCGUGCAGUAGUAUUGAUGUGGAGGACGCCAGUGAGGCCGAAUCUAGAGUGAAGUUCUCUGCUCCUACGUCUGAACUGAUCUCGGACGAGUCCAAGACGGACAAGAUCCCAGAAUUGCCUCUGACCCUGAUACAGACGCAGCCCAAGUGUGAAGUGUAUCCAGAUCUGCACAAAAUAAUACAGAAUAAGUUCAUGGAGAUCCUGUCUCAGUAUUUCAAAAGUGUGCCUUCAAAUCCACACUACUUCUUCUACUGCCCCCCGUCAUCCAAGAAAGAGGAGGACUCAGAGGAUGACGAGACAGAAAGGAGACCCAGUGAAGAGCUGGUGUCAGAGGCUGAGCCUGCAACUGAAACUGAAGAUGAAAAUAUGUCUGGUUGCUGCAUCCUGACGGAGAGUGACACAGACCUGGUGGUGGAGUAUGAGGAUCAACCAGGCACUGGCUCCCACGUAGAAGGUGAGGAGCAGUCCCUGUCAGACUCCAACACGGUCAACCAGGACCAGGACUCCUUCAGCAUCCUGGAGGGGGACUCCCUGCUGGAGCCUGAGGGGCCACAGCUGGACAUGCCACCUCUGUUUGUUCAUGUCACCUGUUCUGUCAACAUGAAAAGCUGCCAUGGCUCCAUGCCCAUACAAACACUACCCACCUGCCUCGGUGAGAUUAUUUCCUGUCUGGAGAACGCUCAGACCCUUCAGUCUGUCGAUCUGAAUGAACUCUCAGUCACGCUAGAUAUUUUUGUCCUGACGCUACCUCUGGAGAUUGAAGUCAUGGCUGAUUUCCAUCAUAACAGGUACACCUCGGAGAGCAGCGUGUCCCUGAAUCGCUCACCAUUACAGCCCUCCUCCUAUCGCUCUGACGAGGAGCUGAUGGACAGUAUGAAGGAAGCAGGUGUCGAUGGGGUUUCUGCUGAUUCCUUAGCCAAGCUCCCACAUCCUCAGAAGUUGUCAAUUCUUGCCACAAUGGAUGAGAUCCGCUGGCUGCUGGAGGAUGAGAUAGUCUCCGCCCUGCGCCACUCGCGGGUCAUCAGCUCGGCCACGCUGCACAAAGUAGCUGAGCACGUCUCGCGCUCCUGCGGUCGACCCCACUGUCACUGCGAGGACGUCCCGCUGCAGUUCGUCUUCGGGCCUGAGCAGUCUCUGGAAAAGUUCAAAGAGGAGUUUCGGCGCAUGUCGUUCUGCGGCUACGUGCUGAACGGCGAACAGAACAGCUUCUACUACUUGUCCCUGAGCAGACUUCACCCUCGGAGGAUCAGCGCUGCCAAGAGGCUGUCUGAGAGCAGGGCGGAGCCCGUACAGCACACCAACCCGUGCAGCUCUGCAGCUGAGGCCGAGGCCACGGUGCUGGAGAGUGAAACGGAGGCUCGGCCAGACAGCGAGGGUGAGGACAAGAAGUCCAUCUUUGCUGCUGCAGAAGCUUUACGUGACACAAAUGCAGACACUACUGAACCAGUCAGAGCCUUGAAGCCUGAAGCAGACGACUCCGUUAGCAUGUCGGGGGACAGAGGUCAGACCAGCACCCCCCAGCCGAUGACUGAAUGCAGCAGGGAGCCCAGCUCACCCCCGAAAACGCCGUCCAGCGUCAGCCUGGCUGAGUCCAUACAGUCGGCCUCUCACAGCUGCGGUAAACUCAGGCCAAGUCGGGUCCAGAGUGUCGUCUCCAGUCAGGGAAGCAUGGACUCGGACAUGCAGGGUUACGACGGCGGCAGCAGUGACUCAGAGUGUGAGAGCCCCACCACGGAUGAGCAGGAGUGUCAGUCACCACCGAUGCCGGACUUCUGGCUGAUUGUCAAGAUCCACCAGGACAGAGUGAAGGUCUACUCCCAUUCCAGGUGCUUCACGGAGGGAAAUGAGGUCGGUGCUGAGGAGCUGGAGAAGAAGGAGGAAGACCAGGAGCUGCCUGAGUAUUUACAGCUGCAUCAAAUGGUGGUCAGGAAGAUUGGUGAAAUCUGCAGGAUAGUCAAUCAGCGUAUGCUGCUGCAGGACCUGCACGACAGCCAUGUGUGUAACACACUACUGGUGGCGGAGAGCGAGGAAGACAUCUGGAAGAACGAGUCUCUGUACAGGCCGAGGCUCAACACUACUGACGAUUACAACACAGAGGAGAGCUACCCGGCCAGAGACUAUCUGGCGGCCAUGAUGCAGUUCAUCCCAGGACAUUUCGCCUGUGAAGUGGUGUGGAGCACCAUCAUCCACAUUCACCCGCGCCUCAAGAUGGGACCCAACAUGGGGGUGUCCAGGGCGAUCCAGGCCCUGCGCUCUGUGUUGAACUCCUUCUGCGUGGUCAACAGGAAGAACAUGUUUGUCUACCAGGAACGUACGACCAAAUCAGUCUUCUACCUCAGACUCUGUGAAACGUCACUAACUGGGAAAUACUCUGAUGUGGACGGGAACCUCCACUUGACUCGAUCCAUUGGGCUCGCCAGGAGUCAAGAGCCUUUGAUUUCUGAGGAACUUACGGGCUCCAGGUCUUCUCUGGAGGGCUCACGGCCAGUUGGACAAGUAGACAAACACAUCCUGUUGCUGGUGCAUGGAGUCGGAAAUGCAGGUCCAGAGAUCACAGACGAGCUGGUGAAGGUGCUACGUAAGCGCCUGGACGAGACCACCUUGGACAUCAUCACCGUCAUGCUUGUCAGGAACUGCAAGCUGACGCCUGCCGAUGUGGAGUUCAUCCAGCCGACUGGAUCUCCAGCCUCCGAGGUGAUGACCUUCAGACUCCCUCAGUACUGUCUUCCCUGGCUGUCCGCUGUGGCUCACUACCUCAGGCAGAACCUCCUCAUCUUCCUGCAUGUACCAAAGUACACGGACAGCAACACAGCACACCACUUCAAGCACUACUUUCACUUGAGCAGUGACUUUCCUGACGGCGACAUCUACCUCUACAAUAAGCCUGGAGGCCAGGGGACAGGAGGCAAAGGUACCAUGUCGGAGCUGGUUCAGCAACUCUUCCCGCCUUCUCACUUUAAAGGUAUUGCGUGCAUCGCCCUCUCAUUUGUGGACGGCCAGGGUCGGCCCCUUCAGGUUCCAGCUCAGGACUGCGCCGCACUGCAGAGAUCAGACAACUGCACCACCCCCCUUCACCCGGAGCAUUUCGAUGAGCUGACCACCGUCGUUAAAGUGGAGUCUAUCGGCGUCAGUUCAGAGCCACAGUUGUACGUGCGCUUUGACAUCUGGGAACAAGGCAACGUCAGCCCCUUGCAGCUGAGCGACAAACUACAGGGGGCGCUGCGCCACGCGCUUUGCGACGUCGUCAUGGAGCUGAGAGUCUUGCCAAAUCCCCUUUGUCUGGGCAUCCUCUGCCCAGCAACCAAAGCUCAGAAGGAGGAGGCUAAAGGACUGCUGAAUCCUGUGCCUGAGGUGAAAGAAGUGAAGGAGAGCCCAAGGCAGCGCAGUGGCUCUCGGGUCUUCAAAUCCAGCCCGUCGCCCAUCACCUUAAUCCAAACUGUAGGGGGCACCCCUGUGACAGGAACCAGCACGCCUGAGUCCACCACACCCACUGGCAAGAGCACCCGCAGGAGCUUCUGGGACAUACUGAGCAAGCCAGACUCAACGGAGCUCGGGACGCCCAAGACAACCGACGACAUUGUGCAAGAAAGAGGAGAGGAGGGCCGAGCAGCACGAAGGAGGCACAAGACGGAGAAUGUAAAGCAGCAGUGGAGCCAGGAGAAGGCCACAGCCGUGGAGCUGGAGCAGGUCCAGAGGAGGCAGGCGUCUCAGUUGGAGGAAGGAGAUUCAGGCACCCUUCACCCCGUCUACCAGGAUACCAGCGAGCCAUGGAUAACUUUCAUGGCCAAACUUGGCUGUCCCUCCAUUCAGCAGUGCGUAGUGGAAAUUGCUUCACACUUCUUGCUGCCUUCCAUCUUGGCAGAGAUUGUCAAUUUGGUCAGUUCGCUGGCCAGCGAUACUUCAGUGAAGGCAUUCGUGAAGACCCGCUGCCCCCGGUCGGGAGACAGAUUCGUACCGUUCCCUAUUGUCCAGAACCUCAGCCAACCUCCAGACUCCAAGCGGAGCUUCAUUCUGAUUGGCCGCAACUUCCAUCAGUGGCACUGCAGCACAGAGCAAGAAGACAGUUCAGAUGAAGAACACAGCCCAGUGCUAAAUAGGUUCACACCUCAUAAGGGCUUCCAGCGCUUCGAGGCUCUGGAGCAGAGCGAUUUGAUCGGUCCCGGCCAGGCCGGGGCAGGACUGGCUCCGCGCCAAAGGUUCCUCUUCAUCAGCAUCCUGGACAAAAAGGCGACUCUCUACAGCUACAACUGGUCCGUGGACCUCGGCGCCUCUCUGAAUCGCGAGCUGAUCCGCCUUGUUAAGUGGCAGAACGCGAGGGCUCACGUCGUGCACUGCCUGUUCAACCAGAAGAUGGGCCUCUUCCAUCACUACUGCUUCUCCGAUGCACCCAUCCACGAAAUGGACUCCAAGCAGGAUCCCAACCCAUUCCUCGGUCCCUCCAUGGAGCCAGAUGCGUUGCUGCGCAGUGCUGUUCCUCCUCUGCCCAGCAAAGAGCCAGGUAGGCUGGGAAGCUCCGGCCGCAGCCUCGCCCCGCUCCACUUCCCCUCCGAGCUGCUUCCCUUCGACGAGGCUCUGAGGGACGUCUGCACCAUCAGGCCGCUGAUGGAGGGGGACGUCGUGGGCCGACACGGCGGCCAGCUCCUGGAGAUCAAAGCCGCCGAGCGGAGAGAACUGGAGAAACAGAUGAAGAUAGAGAACCUGUUUGUGACCUGGCAGCAGAGAUCGGCGCAAUCCAACAUGCCCAUUUCGGGUACAGAUUUGGAGACUUUGAAGCAGUCAUCCCGGCUGGUCCAUUACUGCGCCACCCCUCUUCUCUUUGACCCCGUCUUCCGCAAGCAGAUCCAAGAAGAGCAGAUUAUUCCGCCUCCCGUCAAGAAACGCCACCGCUCCAGUGACUCCACCGCCUCGGGUCGGGACCGGAGCUACAGCACUGACUCGGCUGACAUGCUGCCGAGCCGACUGAAGGAAGAGCCCUGGCUGCUUGAGAUUUCCAGCACCUUCCUGCAGCAGUACGUCCAGUACCUGCAGAGCAUGGGCUUCAUUCUGGUCCAGGUCCGGCCUCAGUCUCCAGCUCGCAGCACUGCCCGGGCUCGUGCUGCCUUGCUGAAUUCCAUGUCAUCGGAAGGCAGGAUGUCGUUUUCUUAUGUAAAGCAGAAGAGCGAGGACAGCCCUAAGACUUCAGCAUCUGGCACUACUGCAUAUCACCUCCAGAGGGCGCUGCCAGGAGGGAUUGUGUUGAUGGAACUGGCUUUUCAGGGGUAUUAUUUCUGUGUGAAGCAGUACGCACUUGAGUGUUCCCGCAUUCCCAUGGGCCAGACCGUCAACUCCCAGUCCCACCUCAUGUCAUCUCUCCAUCAGGGCAGCCUCCUCACCAAACCUCGCAAGCCGUUUCCAGAUGCCACCCCCGUAUCUGAUUGUGCGCUCUCCAUGCUCUUCACUGAGGAGUGUGACAAAGUCCGGGACCUGAUGCACGUCCACUCCUUCAGCUACGACUUCCACCUGCGCGUCGUUCACCAGUACUUGGUCGGCUGUCACAUGACGCUGCGCCAAGGCUACCAGCUGACCGACUUCCUGGACGACUUCAUCUCCCACCACCCGGACAUUCCCAAGUUCGGCCGCAAUCAUGUCUUUCAAGGGAGCUUUUCCAUUUCCACGGGGAUGAUAACAGCUCACCAGCUCUACAACUACAUCACCGACCAUGCCAGCACAUACGGCAUGAAGCCGUUGCGCAUGUCCAAGGCUGCGGUUACCACUGACAACAAGAAAGGGAUGCCUGACCUGCAUGAGUAUGCACUGGUGGCUCUGUGGAACAGUUCGGGGUCUUACAAGGAUCUGGAGGGCCUGCAUCACCACGAUGACUUUGAUGUGUCCCUGGUGGUGUGCCAUAAUGCCGCUCCGUUUGAGGAGCAGUCGGACGGGGAGAGACAUUUGCUGAGGUUGCGGUUCUACGUGAUCAUGACCAGUCAGAGAGAGCUCUUUCCCCGCCUCACCGCUGACAUGCGACGCUUCAAGAAGCUUCCGCAGAUCCACCGUGAUCCCGGUGAACCGGGCGGAAGGCUCCCCCAAGACCGAGCAGAGGCCUUCGGGUCUCGGAGCUCCGAGCAGGACCUCUGGGAGGACACGCCGUCUGAAGUCGCGGCCGCCUCGACCCCCACCGACGGCAAUGAGUUCUACCCUCUAGCCGCGGGCGGGCCGGAAGCCCAGGGGCUGCUCUACACCUCCCCUCUGUUCCCUUUGCUCAACAACGAGGUGGCGUCGGCCCGCAGACAGAUCCAAGCCAGCGUGGAGCAGGCCAUGGGUCACUGCCGCAGGGACAACCUGUGGAGGAGGCUGUUCCACGGGGAGCACGUGGCCCUGGACAAACUGAAGCUGGCCAAGCUGUCGUUCAACGAGCUGGAGGAGCUGUUGGAGGCCGUGCAGAGCCGUUCAGUGGGGGAGAUUGAUCCACAGCUGGACUGUUUCCUAACCAUGAGUCCAGCCUGGUACCAGAGUCUAAUCAAAGUUCUGCUGAACCGCUUCCCCCAGAGCUGCAGGCACUUCGACGACAACGGCAUCCAGUACCUGGCCGUUCUGAACCAGAAGUUCACCGACUGCUUCGUUCUGGUUUUUCUUGACACCCAAGCUGGAAAAACAAGCUUAAAGGUUGUGUUUCGGGAGCCGCUGCCGUCACAGACGCAGGCCAGCAGCAGCCCCCCUCCUCAGCUGGUGUCCAUGUACCAUCACCUGGAGUCAGUCAUCAACACCGCCUGCUACAACCUGUGGACGGGGCUGUUAUAGAGCCGGGAAUCGCUGGACCCGCCUCGGCUCACUGUGACGUGUCCACGUCGUAUGGAAGUCAGGAGGGGACGACGCAGGACGUGAUUUCUCUGUGGCCGAUUCCUCCUUGCGAGAGAGAUUUCUCACAUCUAGUUUGCAGCGGCAGAGCAGCAUCUACUGUUAUUUAUGCACACUCGCUUCGUACACAGCCUGAACGGACCGGACGGAAACACAGAUCCAUAAAAUGAAUUCGGCUGUGACUAUUUGCAUACGCAUCGCUGCCGGUUCUUUCAUCAAUUAACUCAACCAGCCCGAAGCCAGUCUGAAAUUAAAUAGCUCCUAACUGCUGUGCAGGAAGCAUCUAUUUGCUGGUUCAGCAUCCGCUUGAAUCCAGUCGUAUAUAUAUUUUUUCUCUUUUUGAGGAGAAACUAAUAUUAAACUUCAAGGUUUAUGAUCAAAGGUACCACAUAAAGCUGACACUGUGCUUUUGCAAAUCUCAGUUUGUUCAGCCACACAAGUUGUAAGUAGUUUAUUUAAUAGGACGUGCAGUGUUUAUGCCCACACUGUACAAGUGAUUUGACUUCAAUACGGAGCUCAUGCUGAACCACUUUUUUUCUAGAUCAGAAUUCAAUAAAAUGUAUCCUCGACCAAUUAAGCAACAUGAGAAAUGAAGCAUGGUAGCAUCUUUGAUCAUAGCCAGGAAGUUCUCACUGUGACCUGCCAGAAAUCCCGCCCGUGAUGGCUCAAACCGAUAAUCGGGGUGUUGUUGUCGGGCCUCAAAUUGCAAAUCGUCGAAACAUUUUACAGAAAUUUAGCUCAAUUCUAAAAUAAAUCGCCGGCGAUUGUUAAGGGUUUAAUUGGGCCGAAUCCAAAUAUUGUCUGAAGCUUAAUACAGCGCGUGCAACUAACGAGAGAGGGCGUCGGGGUGAUCGCGCUGCAUUCACUUUACAGUAGUUAAUGAGAACACUAUGUCUUGAGCGUUGCUGCAUUGUUAUUGAGUUGUCACUGCCUCCGCUGACCAGGUCCGCUCUUUAUAAUAAGUCCACUUUGCACAUUCUAGCCAGUCAUUUCCUGUGUUGAAUAUGCAGCCGGGGGGUUGCGGCAGUCCGACUCAACCUGCGGCUGAACGGUCGGCGCGGUCUGGACGUGGAAACCUUCAAGUCUUUUUCAGGGAUACGGUCUCUUUGAAGACCUCUAGCACUGAGCUUUUAUUCUGGUGGACUAUGACUCAUCAUUGUGAGUUGGCGGGAAGGGGGGGGGGGGGUUGUCUUUUAGUCAAAGAGUGCUGGAUUGGGUGUGGGUGGAACUGAAGUAGCGUGCUCUGACGCACACACUGACAACCUGAUGGAUCAGGAAGCGUUUCGUCAUAUAUGAAGACACCUCUGCUCAUCUCUUCCUGCAUCUCUAGCGGAGACACGCCCCAAAUGCAAAUCCUUUAGGAUGCAUCCCGUGCUUCACGUGCAAACGCAGCUUAAGUUAGCCACAAGCCAGCGACGAUGCACGUUUCUGCUUUUAGAUCUGCACGCGUUCAGAACUCCACCACUUCAUUGAUGGGUCGGUUGGGGGGAGUAGUUGUCCUGGAUCUUGUGCCUUCUGAUAGCAUUCGACUAGCUCUUCAUGCCAGAUCAGUGUUUAUACGAGCAAGAAAAUGGAAGCGAGGACGUAAGCGUGCGCGGUGGGACGACUUCUGUGUUAAAAUUUCCGCGUCAAACCUAUUAUCCACUUGAACCCCACUGCCAUAUCCGGUGCCAUGAAGUGCCUUUCCCGGUUUAUGUUCUCCCUUUUUUCACGGAGCGAAAUUGUUGUUGUUCCAUCAGCUCUGCAUACGAGAUCUGUGGAAACGCGCGCCUGAUGUUAUGCAGUGAAAGUGCCUGAGUCCGUUUGGAGGAAUCUGACAAAAAUUGCCUUUCAUGAACAAGAAAAUGGGUCAUAUUAACUUUGGGGAUUUGCAUAAUAGCGUGCCACAUGUCAUCAGCGCUGAGUGUUUCCAAAGCCUGUUCAGGGGUGAUGAGCUUGAUUUGUGAAACUGUGUGGCUGGUAAUCACACCUUUGUUGUGUAUCCUGAAACAGUGUGGCUGGUAAUCACACCUCGGUUUACAAGAGGGCACAAAGCCAGCCCGACGCAGGAGUGGCAACAUCAGGCAUGAUGGCUUACAGUUUCCUUCAUUACAUUACACAUUCAACAGCCUUAUAGUUCUGCUCAUGUACACCAGAUGGAAACCAAAUGCACAUUCUGGGCAUUUUGAGCAUCUACAGUAACUGAAUGUUAAACACUGGAUAUUCAUCAAAAUGCAAAAUGUGAACUGUUAAAAAUGUUAGCACCGAGCUUUUUGUCACUGUAAUAUAAACACGUCACUAACUGUAUGUGUAUAUUGUGUAUAUACAGAACACUUUAUACAGUAUGUAAAUGUUGAAUAAACCAGUAGGAUGAAUGAAAA